UUAAAUUUAAAAUAUGGAUUAUGAAACCCUCUUCACAAUUCUUCCAAAAGAACCUAAGAAAUGGUCUUUAGAGGAUGUAUCGUCAUGGCUCAAUUUUGUUGGGUUACAAUAACUAUAGACAACUUUCAGUAUAUUAAUGAACUUAUAUUGUAGCUUAAAAUUCAAUCGAUGGAUCAUGUUUAGAGUUAAUAGAAGAAAAUGACUUAAUAGAAGAUCUAGGAAUUACAAAUAAGAUAGUUAGAAAAAAGCUAAUGCAUUGUAAAUACAAUAUAUUAAUGAAAGGGCUUAAAACAGGUCUAAAAGAAUAUGCAUCUCAUAUAAAAUCAACUACUUUCGAAGACAGACGUUAUGAAAAGAUGGAAUAAGAAAAUGCUACACUUGAAAAUACUGAAUCUGCAUAACCUCAAUAUGGAUAGAUUAAUAUCUCUCAUGAUAUGAUGACUAAUUAUCUUAAGAAUAAUGAAAUGUUUUCAUAACAAUUUUAAUAACCAUUAUGUGAGAUGUAAUAAUAAUACUUAAUAUUAAGUGAAAACAAACCUCAGUUUUAAAAAAAAUAAUAAACCGGCAUUUUAAUUGAAUAAGACCUAGAAAAAUUUGUUUCAAAAGUAUAAAACGAAUUAAUCAUACAACCAACAGAAGGACCAUAAACUAAUUUUUAUUGUAUUAAAGAAUCAGGAGGUAAAAUUGGAAGACAUUCAAGCAAUUAAAUUUUAAUAUUAGAAGAGAGUAUUAGUAGAUUUCAUGCAGAAGUGAUAUUUCAAAAUGAAGAAGUAUUUAUAUUAUUUAACUUAGUUUUAUAUUAAAGAUAUAGGAUCAACUACAGGAACUUUUAUUAAAGUUGAAACAAAAUAAUUAUUACAAAUUGGAAUGGUUGUUGAAUUAGGUAGUAAUUAAUUUGAAAUUUAAUAAGUGAAUGUAAAUGGUUUAAAUAUAGAUGUAAUAAUAUCAUUAGAAUAUUAGGUUGUAAUGGCAAUUAUAGAAGGACCAAAUACACCUGAAAAACAUGUGAUUAAUUUAACAACUUAAAAGAGUGUGACAACUGUUGGUAGAAAAUAGACUGCUGAUCUUACUUUUAGUGAAGAUCAUCAUCUUUCUAAUAUUCAUGCCAAAAUUUGUUUGAUUGAUGGUAGAGUAUAUUUGGAAGAUAUGGGAUCUACAAAUGGGUAUCUCAUUUUAUUAAUAUUUAGAUCUUGGUUAAGAUUAUCAAGAGAAGGUUAACCUUCAUAGUUAUAUCCAUUAUAAAACUAAACAGUUUUUAAAAUUGGAACUACAUCUACUUAUUUAUGUAAAAGAACUUCAUAAUUGGUUGCUGAUAGAAGUCACGAAAAUAGUUGUAUAAUUUGUAUUGAAAAUGAUCGUGAUGCAUUAUAUAUGCCUUGUAAACAUAAUACUGCUUGUUUGAAAUGCAGUAAAAAUCUAAAGGAUUGCCCUAUCUGCAGAACUAAAAUAUAGGAUAUCAUUAGAAUCUAUAAAAACUGACAUUAUUAUAUAUAUAUAUAUAAAUAUCUAAU
This is a messenger RNA of Paramecium primaurelia, 1511 nucleotides long. The record is from the annotation of a GenBank genome assembly. NCBI's taxonomy places the organism in Eukaryota, Ciliophora, Oligohymenophorea, Peniculida, Parameciidae.